GUCUUUCUUCCUCUUCACCAAGUACCCAGUUUACAGGAACAUCUGAGAUGGUUAGCUGUGUAGAGGAGAAAAAGAGUCAAGAUGAACACUAUUAUAAACAACUGAACCCAGAAGCAAAGCAUCUUAAUAAUAUUUCUGAAAAUUCACUAAAUAAAGACAUGGAAGAGAACUUUAGUACUCAGACCAACCUUUCGAAAGAAACCGUAACGAAUAUUGGAGCCAAUUCUGGUUUGACUACAGAACAAGAACAAAAAAUUAAGAAGGCCAAGGAGUAUGCUGAAACACUUCGUAAAGCACCUUUUGUUCCCCUUUCUCAGACUCUUCAAACCAAUCCUCUUUCAGUUGAAAUCCAAAAGCAACAGGAGAGACAACGCGCCAUACAGUUGAUGUGUCGUAUAUACGUUGGAAGCAUUAACUUUGAUUUGGGCGAGCCUGAAAUUCGUUUGGCUUUUGAAAACUUUGGGCCAAUUAGAAAUGUUGAUUUGCAGCUUGAUCCCAUUACUUUAAAGCAUAAGGGAUUUUGUUUUUUGGAAUUUGAGAUUCCCGAGGCAGCUAUUUUGGCUCUUUCAGCUCUUGGGCAAAUCGCUUUAGGCGGGCGUGUUUUAAAGAUAGGAAGGCCGACCAAUGCUCCUCAGGCACGGCCAAUCAUUGAAGAAAUACAGAAGGAAGCUUUAACGCACGCGGGAAUUUACAUCGCCUGCAUUAAUCCCGAACUAGACGCUGAAGACAUAGCUACAGUUUUUGAAGCCUUCGGGCCUAUUAAAAGCUGCAAGUUAGGUUACGAUUUAGGGAACCCUAAACAUAAAGGCUAUGGCUACAUAUUAUACGAGUCUAUGGAAUCUUGCCAGGAAGCCGUCGCUAACAUGAAUAACUUUGAUCUCGGUGGUCGGCUUCUAAAAGUCUGCCGUGCUAUUACUCCGCCCAUGCCGGAUCUUUUGGGAACGGCACGCGGAGAUCCUAAGAUAGCCUCAGGGACGUCCCACUUGUUUGGUGUCGGGCCUGGGUUGAGUGCUACAGCGGCAAGGCAGUUGGAACUGGAGAGGGAGCGUGAGCAAAGGGAGAUGUUGGAAAAGAAAAAUAAAAACGCACUGGAGUACGAAGAAAACGUGCACAUUAGUAGUAUCCAGGAUCAACUCCUGCUUAUGCAGAAGUUAGCUAGGAAUACAAAUGAAUAUCGCGUAAUAGUCCUGCGUAAUAUGGUGGGUACCGAUGAUGUUGAUGAAUAUCUUGAAGAAGAAAUAGUCGAAGAAUGUGAGAAAUAUGGAAAAACAGAAAAAGUGUUUAUUCACUGCGAUAAGAACCCACAGGGAGACCCGAUUGUGAAAAUAUUCGUAAAGUUUACUACAGCGGAAGGCGUAUGCUGCCUUUGCUUUUGCUUUUAUAAUAAAAUUUGUUUGACGAAGUGCUGGAGUGCAGGCGCAAAAGGCGCAAAAAUCGUUACACGAACGCUGGUUUGCUGGAAGACAAGUCCUCGCGGAAUUUUAUGAUGAAAAACGUUUUGAUAAAAAAGAUUUUUAUGGCUAGAUAGAAGUCUAAAUUACCUACAAUCUUUUUACGUAAAA
Zophobas morio is the source of this 1562-nucleotide messenger RNA. Its product is annotated as poly(U)-binding-splicing factor PUF60-B-like. Lineage: Eukaryota; Metazoa; Arthropoda; Insecta; Coleoptera; Tenebrionidae. The transcript is spliced from 14 exons. The record is from RefSeq and is a predicted model, not a curated record. Gene Ontology annotation, biological process: mRNA splice site recognition; regulation of alternative mRNA splicing, via spliceosome; alternative mRNA splicing, via spliceosome. Gene Ontology annotation, molecular function: RNA binding. The coding region runs from base 48 to 1487 and encodes 479 amino acids. Gene Ontology annotation, cellular component: catalytic step 2 spliceosome; precatalytic spliceosome.